ACUCCCUCCCUCCCUCACACUCCCCUAAAGGACACUCCCACCACCUCACUAAGGCAAAAGCUUUCGCUCCAGAAAUGGCUCUUGUAAAACCCAUCUCCAAAUUCACCACUGCAAAUCCUAAGGUCAACAACCCAAGAUGUGGAUCUUACUCAAAGUUCACCACCAUCAAAAUGACGGCCACUUCAAAGCCGCCGCCCACCGCCACUAAACCUGGCAAGAAGGCUGCUAAAACCGCCAUUAAAGAGACACUCUUGGCACCGAGGUUUUACACCACUGACUUUGAUGAAAUGGAGACCCUUUUCAACACUCAGAUCAAUAAGAACCUCAAUCAGGCUGAGUUUGAAGCUCUGCUGCAAGAAUUCAAGACUGACUACAACCAGACCCACUUUGUGAGAAACAAGGAGUUCAAGGAGGCUGCUGAUAAACUGCAAGGACCUCUGAGGCAAAUCUUUGUAGAGUUCUUGGAGAGGUCAUGCACUGCUGAGUUCUCUGGGUUCCUUUUGUACAAAGAGCUUGGAAGAAGGCUCAAGAAAACCAAUCCAGUGGUAGCUGAAAUUUUCUCUCUCAUGUCCAGGGAUGAAGCAAGGCAUGCUGGAUUUCUGAACAAGGGUUUGUCUGAUUUCAAUUUGGCGUUGGACUUGGGUUUCCUAACAAAGGCUAGAAAGUACACAUUUUUCAAGCCUAAGUUCAUUUUCUAUGCCACUUAUCUAUCUGAGAAGAUUGGAUACUGGAGAUACAUAACCAUAUACAGACAUCUCAAGGCCAAUCCUGAGUACCAAUGUUAUCCCAUUUUCAAGUACUUUGAGAACUGGUGCCAGGAUGAGAAUCGUCAUGGCGAUUUCUUCUCUGCAUUAAUGAAGGCCCAGCCCCAAUUUCUCAAUGACUGGAAAGCAAAGUUGUGGGCCAGAUUCUUCUGCCUUUCGGUUUACGUGACGAUGUACCUAAAUGAUUGCCAGCGCACAGCUUUCUAUGAAGGCAUUGGGCUCAACACAAAAGAAUUUGAUAUGCAUGUCAUAAUUGAGACAAACCGCACAACAGCUAGAAUUUUCCCAGCCGUGUUGGAUGUUGAGAACCCUGAAUUCAAAAAGAAGCUGGACAACAUGGUUGAGAUUAACCAGAAGUUGAUUGCUGUUGGGGAGAGCGAUGACAUACCAGUGGUGAAGAACUUAAAGAAGAUACCACUUAUUACGGCAUUGGCCUCAGAGCUCCUGGCUGCAUAUCUAAUGCCUCCAAUUGAAUCUGGAUCUGUUGAUUAUGCAGAGUUUGAGCCCAAACUUGUUUACUGAAUUCUUUUGUACGAGUUCCAUCUCUUCCUUGUUAUUGUCAAUUGCUGCGAUUCUGUUGUAGUCAUAUGACUUUAGUGUAAGAAACUGAGUAAACAUAUGAAGAGGAUCCCUUGUAUUUCUUGUAAUUAUGGAACCUCAUUUUUCCAAUUGGGACGCAAACGUGCUAUUUUUCCUUUGGAA
Molecule: messenger RNA, 1466 nt
Organism: Carya illinoinensis
Lineage: Eukaryota; Viridiplantae; Streptophyta; Magnoliopsida; Fagales; Juglandaceae
Product: magnesium-protoporphyrin IX monomethyl ester [oxidative] cyclase, chloroplastic
Exons: 5
Coding region: 75-1286 (403 amino acids)
Biological process (GO): chlorophyll biosynthetic process; photosynthesis
Cellular component (GO): chloroplast thylakoid membrane
Molecular function (GO): magnesium-protoporphyrin IX monomethyl ester (oxidative) cyclase activity; metal ion binding
Source: RefSeq, a predicted model, not a curated record